This is a messenger RNA of Lampris incognitus (smalleye Pacific opah), 2121 nucleotides long. RefSeq names its product SRY-box transcription factor 11b (gene sox11b). Bases 131 to 1270 code for a protein of 379 amino acids. The transcript has a single exon. Gene Ontology annotation, biological process: neuron differentiation; positive regulation of transcription by RNA polymerase II; negative regulation of transcription by RNA polymerase II. The record is from RefSeq and is a predicted model, not a curated record. NCBI's taxonomy places the organism in Eukaryota, Metazoa, Chordata, Actinopteri, Lampriformes, Lampridae. Gene Ontology annotation, molecular function: RNA polymerase II cis-regulatory region sequence-specific DNA binding; DNA-binding transcription activator activity, RNA polymerase II-specific.
UGUUGUCGGGCCACGGGAGGCGGACGCAGCCCCCCCGGCGGAUGAACUAAAACGUUAACUUAAAACAGAGAAGAAGAAGAAGAAGAAGAAGAAGAACCUGCCGUCGGUGAUUUGAUUUAAAACGCCCAACAUGGUCCAGCAGACGACGUGCGGACAGCGGGCGAGUAUCGCCUCCUCCCGUGACGCCGCCGAUUCCGAGGAGCUGGCGGCGGCGUGCAGCCCGGCCCCGGGGCCCCGCGGACCGGACUGGUGUCAGACGGCCACCGGCCACAUCAAAAGACCCAUGAACGCCUUCAUGGUGUGGUCCAAGAUCGAGCGCAGGAAGAUCAUGGAGCAGAGCCCGGACAUGCACAACGCCGAGAUCUCCAAGCGGCUCGGGAAAAGGUGGAAAAUGCUGAACGACGGCGAGAAGAUCCCGUUCAUCCGGGAGGCGGAGCGGCUCCGGCUCAAGCACAUGGCCGACUACCCGGACUACAAGUACCGGCCCAAGAAGAAACCCAAACUGGACGGCGCCCCGAAACCGGCGGCGCCGUCCCCGGAGAAAAGCGGAGGGAAACCGGCGAAAAUUCCCAACAGAAAAUUCCCCAAGCUGAAAAGUAACAAGGCGGCGGCGGCGACCGGCGGCGGCGGAGCUCCGCGGGAGCCCCGGUACCAGUUCGUCCUGGGCAGCUUUCAGACGAAACCAAAGUCCGUUAAGCGGGAAUACACCGACGACGAGGACGACGACGAAGACGACGACGAAGAGGAGUACGACGAAGAGCCGCUCUCCUCGCGGAUUAAAACGCGGGAGGAAGAGGAGGCGGCGCCGUACCACGUCGCCAAGGUGCCCGCGAGCCCGACGCUGAGCUCCGUGGCCGAACCGGAAGGCACGAGCAUGUACGAGGAGUCCCGGUGGAGAAACGGAAGCUCCGGAAGGCUCGUGCACAACUUGAAAAACCUCAGCAAGCAGAGCCCCGCUCCUCUCUCGCCAACGUCCUCCUUCAGGUCCGUCUCCACCUCCUCCUCCGGUGACGACGCGGAGGACUUGCUGCUGGAUUUAAGCGUCAACCUGGCGGCCGGAGGCCACGCCGCCGACCCGGGCGGCGGCGGCGUGGCCUCCGGCUCAGGGACGCUGUCUCUGUCCUGGUUGGACAAAGACCUGGACUCCUUCAGCGAGGCCUCCCUCGGCUCCCACUUUGAGUUCCCGGACUACUGUACACCCGAACUGAGCGAGAUGAUCGCAGGGGACUGGCUGGAAGCCAACUUCUCCGACCUGGUCUUCACCUACUGACCCGGGCCGGAGUCACCCGGAGUCCGGUCCGCCGCCGCGUGCAUGCAGGGAGAGAGAUGUACUGAACCCGUCUUGGUUGCAUUGUGGUACUUCUUUUUAUUUUGCCAAAAAACAAACAAACAAACAAAAACGAGCUUAAUAAAAUGCGCACAGGGUUUUAUGGAUUUCUUUUGUUGCUUGGGUCUACAACGGGCGGCUCAGGAACACCGAACCAGAACCUGGACUAUGCACCCCCGUCCCGCUGUGAACUGGACCCAGACAAGACGAAUUAACACUGUUCAGGAUUUAACUUUUUUCCCCAGCAGAAAAGACCAGGUUCUAUGUGGUUUUAUUUUUCCGUAUUUAACGCGAAUGUUCAUUCAGUUCUCGGUUCCGGUUCCGUCCCGGUGUGGGGAUGUUCAAACAAAAGCAGGUUUAACCAGUACGACCACAGGUAUGGCAGGAAGCGUUUUGAUAUAUAACCAACAUACCUCAUCUUUUUAACAAAGUACUAUUUUCAGGCAUAUUUUUGUACAGUCAAAGGGAAUGUUGUGUGCUUUUACUGAGGGGUUUUCAGGCACUUCUAACCGGGUUCAAGACCUUUCUCUUUCUGUUAGUGAGCAUGCAGGGUUCAGGCGCGUUCCCCUGCCCUGCUGCUGUUUCAAACCGGGUUCAGACGUUAACAUGGAGCUGACAUGAAGCUAACAUGGAGCUGACAUGAAGCUGACAUGGAGCUAACAUGAAGCUGACAUGAAGCUGACAUGGAGCUAACAUGAAGCUGACGUGAAGCUAACAUGAAGCUGACAUGAAGCUAACAUGGAGCUGACAUGGAGCUGACAUGAAGUUGACAUGGAGCUGACAUGAAGCUGACA